CGAAUGAAAGAAGAUGUUUGUGUCGGUGUCUCGGUGUUAUUAAGGCUUCUGUAAAACAUGUCUCUCAAUGGAGGGGGGAGCAGAGGGUUUUACUUCAACACCGUCUUGUCUCUGGCUCGGUCUCUGGCGGCUCACCGGCAGGCGCCGAUAGAAAAGGUCCAGAAGCUACAAUGCAUGUGUCCCGUGGACUUCAGAGGAGUCUUCCAGCUGGAUGAGAGGAGGAGAGAUGCUGUCAUCGCACUGGGCAUCUUUCUGGUGGAGUCAAAUCUGCAGCACAAAGAUGCUAUUGUCCCGUACCUUCUUGGGUUGCUUAAAGGGCUUCCUAAAGUUCAGUGGAUUGAAGAAAGCUCAGACUGCAAAGGAAAAGAGACCCUUCCUGUGGCAGAAAACUUCACUUUUGGUCUUGUAACACUCCUCUCGGAUGUUGCCCAACGUGAUGAAACCUUACGAGGACAGAUCCUGGAGGCGGUCAUGGAGAUCAUGCAGGUCUUGCAAGAUAUCUGCAAGAACCCAGAGGAUCAUGAUAAAGAAUACCUGUGCAGGUACACUGUGCCCACCCUGCUCGGUGUUGCCAGAGCGUUCGGCCGUUACAGCAACACUGAUGAGCCGUUACUGUCCAAGCUGUUCCCCCGACCGGUGGCUCCUCUGCCGCCUACGGCCGACGAAACCGAUGUGACGCACCGGCGGUCCUUCAACGACUUCCGCUCCAUCCUGCCGAGCUCUUUGCUCACCGUCUGUCAGGGAGACACUCUGAGACGUAAAGCCUCCAGUCAACAGGCCAGUCCGGAGAGAGCCUGUCUGACCCCCAUCUCACCUGCUGACCCUUCUGCACAGUACUUUGAAGGCUCGUACCUCCCUGACGGCAGCGCUGUGGACCCUGACUACUACUUCUCCACCAUCAGCUCCAGCUUCUCCGUCUCCCCUCUCUUCACCGGCAGCAGCUCUGGAGAGUUUCAUGUUCCUCUGGAUAUGCUCAGACAGCUCCUUUGCAUGGUCGAACAAUUUGUCUCUGAGUCGUUUUUAAAAUCGCUGGAUGACUCCUUGGCAGAACUUCUAGAGUUGAGUCCUAGUCUUCAUCUCUACUACAAAACCUUCAGUGAUCCUCUGUAUGUAGCUAUUUUUAAAAUGCUGAGAGACACCCUGUACAACUUGAAGGACCUCCAGACAGACUACGUGAAGGAGGUGCACGACUUUGUGCUGGAGCAGUUCAGCAGCAGCCAAUCAGAGCUGCAGAGGAUCCUGCAUGAUGUGGAGUACCUCCAGAGUGAACUGAGCCCGCUAAAGCUUCGCUGUCAGGCCAACGCUGCCUGUGUGGACCUCAUGGUGUGGGCCGUGACUGAAGAGCAGGGAGCUGAGAACCUUUGCACCAAACUAUCAGAAAAGCUGCAGUCCAAGACGUCCAGUAAAGUGAUCAUCGCUCACAUGCCGCUCCUCAUCUGCUGCUUACAGGGCUUGGGUCGUCUGUGUGAGCGGUUCCCCGUGGUGGCCCACUCCGUCACCAUGUCACUCAGAGACUUCUUGGUGGUGCCGUCUCCUGUUCUGGUGAAGCUGUAUAAAUACCACAGCCAGUACACUCCAGCGGGUGGUGAGAUAAAGAUCCAUGUGACCAACGAACAUUCGCAGUCAACCCUCAGUACACAUUCGAGCAAGAAGAGCCAGCCCUCCAUGUACGAACAGCUGCGGGACAUCUCCAUCGACAACAUCUGCAGGUGUCUGAAAGCCGGCCUGACGAUGGAUAACGUCAUUGUAGAAGCUUUCCUCGCCAGUCUGUCUAACCGUCUCUACAUCUAUCAGGAAAAUGAUAAGGAUGCUCACCUGAUCCCAGACCACACCAUCAGGGCUCUGGGUCACAUCGCUGUAGCUUUACGGGACACCCCCCGAGUCAUGGAGCCCAUCCUGCAGAUCCUGCAGCAAAAGUUCUGUCAGCCUCCCUCACAGCUAGACGUCCUCAUCAUAGACCAGCUGGGCUGCAUGGUCAUCACAGGCAAUCAAUACAUCUACCAGGAAGUGUGGAAUCUGUUUCAGCAGAUCAGUGUGAAAGCCAGCUCCAUGGUCUACUCUACCAAAGACUACAAGGACCAUGGAUACAGACACUGCUCCUUGGCUGUGAUUAAUGCUCUGGGUAACAUCGCAGCGAACCUGCAGGCUGAGCAUAUGGUCGACGAGCUGCUGGUAAACCUGCUGGAGCUUUUUGUCCAGCUGGGUUUAGAGGGGAAGAGAGCCAGUGAGAGAGCGCCAGACAAAGGCCCGGCUCUGAAGGCAUCGAGCAGUGCAGGAAACCUUGGUGUCCUCAUUCCAGUUAUUGCAGUGCUGACUAAGAGAUUGCCACCAAUUAAAGAAGCAAAGCCGCGUCUGCAGAAGCUCUUCAGGGACUUCUGGCUCUACUCUGUUGUCAUGGGGUUUGCUGUGGAGGGCUCAGGUCUGUGGCCAGAGGAGUGGUACGAGGGAGUUUGUGAGAUUGCAACCAAAUCACCGCUGCUGACGUUUCCCAGUGGGGAACCUUUACGCUCAGAGCUGCAGUACAACUCUGCUCUGAAGAACGACACCGUCACUCCGGCGGAGCUGAAUGAUCUGCGCAGCACCAUCAUCAACCUGCUGGAUCCUCCUCCUGAGGUCGCUGCGCUCAUCAACAAACUGGACUUUGCCAUGUCCACAUAUUUGCUGUCUGUUUACAGAUUGGAAUACAUGAGGAUGUUGCGCGCGCUGGACUCGGACCGCUUUCAGGUCAUGUUCCGAUACUUUGAGGACAGAGCGAUACAGAAGGAUAAAUCUGGCAUGAUGCAGUGUGUGAUUGCCGUCAGCGACAAAGUUUUUGAGGUCUUCCUGCAAAUGAUGGCUGAAAAACCAAAAACCAAAGCCCACGAGGAGGAGCUGGAACGCCACGCUCAGUUCCUCUUGGUCAACUUCAACCACAUCCACAAGAGGAUCCGCAGAGUGGCAGACAAAUAUCUGUCUGGCCUGGCUGAAACUUUCCCUCACUUGUUGUGGAGCGGCCGCGUGCUGAGGACCAUGCUGGACAUCCUGCAGACACUUUCCCUCUCUCUCUCUGCUGACAUUCAUAAAGACCAACCUUAUUAUGACAUCCCAGACACGCCGUACAGAAUCACUGUCCCAGAUACAUAUGAAGCCAGAGAGAGCAUUGUGAAGGAUUUUGCUGCACGUUGUGGGGAGAUCCUUAAAGAGGCCAUGAAGUGGGCGCCAUCUGUGACCAAAUCUCACCUCCAGGAGUAUCUCAACAAACAUCAGAACUGGGUGUCAGGUCUCUCCCAGCACACCGGCCUGGCCAUGGCCACAGAGAGCAUCCUGCACUUCGCUGGUUACAACAGACAGAGCACCACACUGGGGUCAACCCAGCUGACUGAGAGACCAGCCUGUGUGAAGAAGGACUACUCCAACUUCAUGGCCUCCCUCAACCUCAGGAACAGAUAUGCUGGAGAGGUAUCAGGUAUGAUCCACUUCGCCCAGGCGGUCCGUGGUCAGUCCGAUCUGAGCCGGCUGAUGAUCAAGCAGAUGGGGGAGGCUUUAGACGCAGCGCAGCCCGAGACCUUCACUGAGGCCAUGUUCAAACUGGCCGCCCUGCUCAUCAGCACCAAAGACUGUGACCCUCAGCUCCUGCACCACCUCUGCUGGUCUCCUCUCAAGAUGUUUACAGCACACGGCAUGGAGACAGCUAUUGCCUGCUGGGAGUGGCUGCUGGCUGCUCGUGUUGGAGUGGAAGUGCCGUUUAUGCGAGAGAUGGCGGGAGCGUGGCAGAUGACCGUGGAGCUGAAGAUGGGCCUGUUCUCCGACGCUCAGGUGGAGGCUGAUCCUCUGGCUGCAUCAGAGGAAAGUCAGCCCAUUCCCUGCCCCCCAGAUGUUACCCCUCACCAAAUAUGGAUCGAGUUUCUAGUCCAGAGGUUUGAGAUUGCAAAGUAUUCCAGUGCAGAUCAGGUGGAGAUCUUUGGCAGUUUGCUACAACGCUCGCUGUCUCUCAACGUCGGCGGGGCGAAGAGCAGCCUCAACCGCCACGUAGCUGCCAUCGGACCUCGUUUCAGGCUGCUGACUCUGGGUCUGGCUCUGCUGCACUCUGACGUCCUCACUAAUUCAACUGUAAGAAACGUGCUCCGAGAGAAGAUCUACUCUACAGCUUUUGAUUACUUCAGCGUGGCUCCAAAGUUUCCCACCCAGGGUGACAAGCACCUCCGCGAGGACAUCAGCAUCAUCAUCCGCUUCUACGCCAGCAUCCUGUCCGACAAGAAGUACUUGGCCGCGUGUCACUUGGUCCCACCUGAUAAUCAGGACCCGUCCCUGAACAGUCUGUCAGUGAUGAACGCUGCCGACCUGCGGAGCAGCAUGGACUCCAGCGCUCGCUCCCAGCAGAGCGGCCAGGGAUGGAUCAACACCUACCCGCUGUCCAGCGGCAUGUCCACCACCUCCAAGAAAUCAGGAACGUCCAAGAAGACCAACAGAGGCACUCAGCUCCACAAAUACUACAUGAAGCGCAGGACUCUGUUACUGGCAUUACUGGCCAGUGAGAUCGAACGGCUGACGACGUGGUACAACCCGCUCUCCACCCAGGAGCUCGCCAUCGCCACGGAGCAGUCGGUGGAGACCAGCAUCGCCAACUGGAGGUCUAAAUACAUCAGUCUGACGGAGAAACAGUGGAAGGACAACGUCAACCUGGCCUGGGGCAUCGCUCCAUACCUGGCCAUGCAGCUGCCCACCAGGUUUAAGAAUGACGCCAUUGUUGCUGAAGUGACCCGGCUGGUGAGACUGGACCCUGGAGCGGUCAGUGACGUGCCUGAGGCCGUCAAGUUCCUGGUGACGUGGCACACUAUCGAUGCGGACUCUCCUGAGCUGAGCCACAUCCUGUGUUGGGCUCCGGCCGACCCGCCCACCGGGCUGUCCUACUUCAGCAGCAUGUACCCUCCUCAUCCUCUCACCGCUCAGUACGGGGUCAAAGUGCUGCGCUCCUUUCCUCCUGAUGCCAUCUUGUUCUACAUUCCUCAGAUUGUUCAGGCUCUCCGUUACGAUAAGAUGGGUUAUGUAAGGGAGUACAUCCUGUGGGCGGCCCAGAAGUCUCAGCUUCUCGCCCACCAGUUCAUCUGGAACAUGAAGACCAACAUCUUCAUGGAUGAGGAGGGACACCAGAAAGACCCGGACAUCGGGGAGCUGCUGGAGCAGAUGGUGGAGGAGAUCACAGGUUCUCUGUCGGGUCCCGCUAAAGACUUCUACCAGAGAGAGUUCGACUUCUUCAACAAGAUCACCAAUGUGUCUGCUAUUCUCAAGCCAGUUCCAAAGGGAGAGGAGAGGAAAAGAGCCUGUCUCAAAGCUCUGUCAGAUAUCAAAGUCCAGCCAGGCUGUUAUCUCCCCAGUAACCCUGAAGCCAUCGUGUUAGACAUCGACUACAAGUCUGGGACCCCCAUGCAGAGUGCUGCGAAGGCGCCCUACCUGGCCAAGUUCAAGGUGAAGCGCUGCGGGGUGAGUGAGCUGGAGAGGGAGGGGCUCCGCUGCCCGUCGGACUCUCUGGAGGACGGAGAGGAGAAUCCAGACGGGUCACGCAGGAUCUGCUGGCAGGCGGCCAUCUUUAAAGUGGGAGACGACUGCAGACAGGAUAUGCUGGCUCUGCAGAUCAUCGGGCUAUUUAAGAACAUUUUCCAGCUGGUAGGCCUGGACCUGUUUGUGUUCCCUUACAGAGUGGUGGCCACUGCACCAGGGUGUGGAGUGAUCGAGUGCAUCCCAGACUGUAAGUCCAGAGACGGCAGACAGACGGAUUUCGGGAUGUAUGAUUACUUCCGCAACCAGUACGGAGACGAAUCCACCCUGGCCUUCCAGAAGGCUCGUUAUAACUUCAUCCGCAGCAUGGCGGCCUACAGCCUGCUGCUGUUCCUGCUGCAGAUCAAAGACAGACACAACGGAAACAUCAUGCUGGACAGCAAGGGGCACCUCAUACACAUAGACUUUGGCUUCAUGUUUGAGAGUUCUCCUGGAGGAAACCUGGGCUGGGAGCCCGACAUCAAACUGACCGACGAGAUGGUGAUGAUGAUCAUGGGCGGAAAGAUGGAGGCCACGCCCUUCAAAUGGUUCAUGGAGAUGUGUGUCAGAGGAUAUCUGGCUGUACGACCCUACAUGGACGCAGUGGUGUCUUUAGUCACCCUCAUGCUGGACACAGGACUGCCGUGCUUCAGAGGACAGACAAUCAAACUCCUCAAAGGGCGGUUUAAUCCUCAAAUGAGUGAGAAAGAAGCAGCGGCGUUCAUCAUCAAAGUCAUCCAAAGCUGUUUCCUCAGCAGCAGGAGCAAAACGUAUGACAUGCUGCAGUAUUACCAGAACCAAAUCCCGUACUGAAAGUCUUCUGCCGGACCUCCACUGUACGUCCAACACAAACAACCAAUGCAAACCUUAUUUUGGAUGAUUUUAACCAGGCGGGUCCACGCUGAGACAACAAUAUGGCACUUUGAUCCUAAUGCUCUGAUUUUAUUCAGCAUACUGUAAGUUGUCGGGUUUUAUAAUGCACUUCUGAGUUUUAAAGUUUCUCUUUAUUUAACUCGAGAGUGAGAGAACAAUGUACGACUUUUACCAGAAGAGGUAUUUGAAUCACCCUUUAAGUGUUCCCUUCACGAUGCUGUUAAUUGUUACUUACACUGAUUGUCACUCUAGAGGAAGAUGGCCAUAAAGGGAGCCAUAUUUGUAGUGUUUGUCAAAGCAGCUGUUGAGAAUCAUCAUUAUGAUUUUGUUAUGAUACUAUUAUCCACUUUUAUGCACUUUAUAGAUCACAGUAUUCCAUCAGCUUCUCCUGCCUACCGUCACGAGCUUGAACAGAGAUUAUUAAUCAGAAAUCAGAGAUUAAAAGCAUUUAAUCCGCUGAUCAAUAAACAUGGCAGUAUUUUUGAUUUAGCAGAACACGAGCUGUUAUUAGAUGGAUCAAAAAUAAAUGCAGGAAUCAAUCUAAUCUAACGGUAGUCUUUAGGAAUGUAAUGGUAUUUAGACUAUUAUGGUGUAGUAUUUACUGUAGAAUAUUUACUGUAGAAUCACAUCAGGAUCGCAGGUGUUUUUCUGUGAUUUAACUUGUAGAGUUAUAUGUGAAGAGCAUAUUAAUCAGAAGAUUUUAAUAACUGUUUGAAGCCAAUCAUGUCUCACCUCUUCAUGUAAGCUUUUAGCUUUGAAUUGGUCAUUUAGAGGGUUUUUUUUUUCCACGACAGGAACUUAAUGACUUUAGUGAUCCUCUGACAUCAGGUCAACGUUUCAAUUUGUCCAAUACUUUUAUGGUUUAUGAUCAAAUAUAAGAAAUAAAAGAGAACUCUGAGAGUGCUGUCUUCCACCAAGGCCAUGCCUGAUCUUGCAAUGUUAAAGAAAGAGAAUAAAAUAGUUUGUGUCCCGCCCCGUGAAUCCAAAAUGUCAAGUUUCAUGAAAGUAUUUUUAUCCUGCUGACAAACAAACCGAAGUGAAACAUAUAAAACCUUCUUGGUGGAAAUAAUAAAAUGAGAAGCUGUGUCAGUGGCUUCCUAGUUGAGUUCCUGUAGUGAAAAAGGACUUUAGGAAAGAGUUGACAACACACAGGGUAGACCCAGGAUCAGAUGUUUUUGUGUUCUGUCUAAUAAAAUGUGUCAGAAACAUGAAUAGUAGGGCUGUACCGAAUUGUUCAAAGCUUCUUUCAUAAACUUGUAAGUUCCAAAUCAACCCAGUAUUUGCACAGUUGGAGAUAAAGCUGAGGCUAAACUUACAAAUUAAUAUAUCACCUCAAGAUAUGUUAAUGGGUACCCACAAGUCUCCUCUUUACAGACACUUAAUGAUGAUCCCAUGCAGUUACGGGCAGAGAACAUGCAGCUUUUCAUGCAGAAAAAAAAAAGUGUUAUUGUCACCUGUUGUAUCUGGAUAUUUCCAGUCUGUGAGUUGAAAAAAUCAGAAAUUUCAAAAGUUUUUGAAACCAAAUCACAGCAUUGAUUUUUCUCUGGUGUUCUUCGAGGUCUUUAUGUGUAACCCAUUGAGGCCUGAAUCGCCUGUAAAACCUCUGGGCGAUUUUGAAAAUAAGCCCCUAAAACCUGAAGUUUUUCUGAAAAUUCAACAGAAGUGUCAACGCUUCCUACUAAAUAAUAGAUUUUUCAGCCUCUGUAGCAAAUAGAAAUGAAAUUCAAAAAGUAUUUGAGAGCUUAUACAAAUACUACAAAACGACGCGUCCGUUUUCCAGGCUUCAAUGGGUUAAAGUGGGACUCUGGAGCAAUUUUUGACAAUUUUUAAUGGCCUCGAGUGGUCAAAAAUGGCUAAAUUUACCACAAAAUGUGUGUAACUAAUGGGAUCAACCCAUAAAUUGAUGCAACAGCUUGAGUUUGGGAAUGGACUGACGUAAAGGUUCUCUAUCGUCGGGAGAUUAUCUCUCUACUCCGGAAGGUGAUGAAAUUAUAAAAUAUGACCACAGGCAUUUGAAGCUUCAUUUAAAAACCCAAAUAAAAGCUUUUAUUGUGACGUUCUGUACAGCCCUAUAUAUAAACAUGUCCGUCUGCCCUUUACAGUCCUUGUAACCCCGUUUGGAAACAUUCCUCUCUGUGUAUCUUUGUUCUCUUGAACCUCUCGGAUGUGACUUUUGUUUUGAUCAUGUUGCUUUUACUGAUGAAGAUGAUGAUUAUACCUAAAAGCCAUUUCUCCUACCCUUAGGUAGAAACACAGCUGUAGUAAUACUUGACGAAAAACCCUAACCUUAUGCAAUAUAUCGGUGUAUAAUGAUGCUGUAUUUGUGUGUGUCGUGUUCAACAAAAUGCUAUGAUUCCUUCCAUUCCGAUCCGUGUGUGACGAAGUGUUUUACGUUGCAGCUCUGACUUCCUGUCGUUACAUAACUGAGUAUAUUUAUGUAUUUACACCAGUAUUUGUUCAGUGGCUCCUCAAAAGAGACUUGAAGGGCUGACACUGCUGUGAUCAACUCUUUACAAAGCCAUUUCUAUACAUUGUGGGUUGGAUUGAGUUGCUGUAUUUUCCUCAUGUCGGCUGUUCUCUGUAAUAUAUAAAUAUACUGUAUGUAUGCAGUUUUUCUGUUUGUAUUUUGCUCAGUUUGAUGCGACAUCAUGUCCGGUUCAGAUGAGAUCACGUCUGUGUGAAAACUUCUUAUUUCCAGAUUAAACGUGUGAACAUUUCAUCACAAAA
Messenger RNA from Centropristis striata (black sea bass), 9114 nucleotides. It is a transcript of the gene pi4kaa, whose product is annotated as phosphatidylinositol 4-kinase, catalytic, alpha a. Gene Ontology annotation, molecular function: 1-phosphatidylinositol 4-kinase activity. The record is from RefSeq and is a predicted model, not a curated record. Gene Ontology annotation, cellular component: cytoplasm; plasma membrane. Lineage: Eukaryota; Metazoa; Chordata; Actinopteri; Perciformes; Serranidae. Gene Ontology annotation, biological process: phosphatidylinositol-mediated signaling; phosphatidylinositol phosphate biosynthetic process.